Molecule: messenger RNA, 813 nt
Organism: Owenia fusiformis
Lineage: Eukaryota; Metazoa; Annelida; Polychaeta; Sabellida; Oweniidae
Source: the annotation of a GenBank genome assembly
CUGCAAAUGAUAUACCCAUUGCAUGGAGAUGAAGUGUUUAAAGAAGUUUACAUCAUUAAUAAAAAGCACACUGAACCAAACAGGGAGAUAGGAGUUUGACUGUUGUGGCAAUGGCUGGAACAAAAUUACAUGGUGAUAUGAGGUCUCAACCAGUGAGAUCUCUGGCUAUGAUGAUGAGUAUCAAUGACAUCAAGUAUGAGUAUGUCUUCUGGGAUCUCCUAAACAGGGAAGAAACAAUUUGGACUGAGGCCUUCAUAAAAAUGAAUCCACUAAAAAGGGUCCCAACACUUGAGAUUGAUGGCAACUUUAUAAUAGAGAGCAAUGCAGCCCUGCAGUACCUGGCAGAGAGGGAAGGGGUACCAGAUCAUUGGUACCCCAGAGGUGGGAAGGAAAGGAUUCUUGUCAACACGUAUCUUGCAUGGCAUGGUGUAGACAUGAGAGGGAAAGCAAUUGGAUGGUUCUUUCACGCGGUGGUUCAACACGUGUUUCGUGGACUGCCAAUAGAUGAAAAAUUUGUUGAAAAGGGACGUAUGGAGAUGGAAGGGAUGUUUGAUCAACUUGAAACUAUAUGGUUGAAAGAGAAUCGCUACAUAGCAGGAGAUGACAUCACAAUCGCAGAUCUUCAGUGUAUCAAUGAGCUGAAUAUCAUUGAAUGUGUUGAUUAUGUCAUUAGAAAGGAUAGACCCAAGUUAUCAGCGUGGAUGGAGCGCGUAAGAGAAAGGCUGAACCCUCACUAUGAUGACAUAAACAGAGAACCACUGGCAUUGAUGCAGAAUGUAUACAGAAAAUAGAAAGAAGCCAAGGCAUAAGAUG